Messenger RNA from Hyalella azteca, 1342 nucleotides. RefSeq lists its product as uncharacterized. Bases 94 to 756 code for a protein of 220 amino acids. The transcript is spliced from 6 exons. The record is from RefSeq and is a predicted model, not a curated record. NCBI's taxonomy places the organism in Eukaryota, Metazoa, Arthropoda, Malacostraca, Amphipoda, Hyalellidae.
GGACGUCGUGGGAGCCGCACGUCUCUCUCCCUGUACAAGUGAAUACGCCUGCGACUAUCCAAACUACGAGUGCAGUUGAACCUGUCCAGCAUCAUGGCUACUCUGCAGUUCACUCUGCUAGCUCUGCUGCUGCUGCAGAGCUCAUACGCCUGUAGGUAUUUCUGCAAGAACAUAGCAACCAACACCUACCACUGCUGUGACAACCAACAUAUCACCACUGCGGCUACCACGACUGGUGGUUACGGUGGUCCUAACCCUGGCGAUGAUGGUCCUAACCCUGGUGAUGAUGGUGCUAACUCUGGUGAUGAUGGUGCUAACCCUGGUGAUGAUGGUGAUGGCUCUGGUGAUGAUGGUGCUGUAAAGGUGUUGGUGACCGAACAUGGAACGCAAGACGGGGCGAAGUACAACGUGUCAAGCAGCUGCCGCUACUACUGCGCCUACGGCGGCAGCGUCUACUGCUGCGACGACGGCAGCCUGACCAUGCCCGGCGACCACGACCCUCACGGGGGGCGCUGCCCCAGCGAGCUCGAGCAGCUGUGCAAGGGCGACAACAUCUACCUCAGCCUUAAGGCCAGGAAGGCGGGCCGCACGCUGUCGGGCGGCGAGGAGCUCAGCAAGCUGGGGGACGGCGCUGUGAUGUGUGCCUCUGACGGCUACUGCGCCGAGGAUGAGAAAUGCUGCACCUCCAUGUGCCAUAAGCGACAUGUGUGCCUUAAAACCCUGCACAGUGUGCCUGAGACCAAGACCAAACAGUAGGAGUUAAAACCCUGCACAGUGUGCCUGAGACCAAGACCAAACAGUAGGAGGAAAGUGGGUGUCUUAUCUGCCUUAGAAAUAUGCUCUACGACAUGACACACCAAAACACAAUUAAACACACAUCGACAGUUGCCACACUACAGCAUUAGUCAGCACAAUUGAAUAACUGAACACUCUGAACACAGCCCAAGACAGGCAUGAAGAGUGAACACAUCAAUCGUACCAAAUCUUUGCAAUUUAAUCUUUUUAUGCUUCUAUUUAUGCCUUUUUAAUGCCACUUUUAUAUCUCUCUUUAUGCCUCUUUUCGUGCAUCUCUAUAUGCAUUUUUAUGUUUUUUGUGCCUUUUUUAUGCAUUUUUAUGCCUCUUUUGGUCCAUUUUUCAUGCGUUUUUGACAUUUUCAUCUUCUUAAGUUAUCUAAGACGUUAAAUAUAUUUAUUUAUAUCUAGUUGUUAUGUUUCGCACCACUUGAAUUAUGUAUUCUUCAGCGCACGGUUAUGUUUUCUUCAUUCCGUGCUCGGACUAAAAUAACAAUGUAUCGCACUGCUACUUCCCGCGCUGCAUCUCUUAAUAAAAUCUAUCUGUUAA